Molecule: messenger RNA, 2000 nt
Organism: Mycotypha africana
Lineage: Eukaryota; Fungi; Mucoromycota; Mucoromycetes; Mucorales; Mycotyphaceae
Exons: 8
Coding region: 364-1941 (525 amino acids)
Source: RefSeq, a predicted model, not a curated record
UACCAAAAGAGUUGGGGAACUAUGCAAACUGCAAACUGCAAACUGCAAAAAAUAAAAAAUAUAUAUAUAUAAUCAACCUACGCUGUAACGAUGCUGUGAUGAUCUAAAAUGAGCACAUCUGGGUCCGUCGCAUAAAAGUGGAUCAUGUGAUUACAAAGAAUCGACCGUUCUGUUGAGGUCAUUGGCCUGCAAUAAAGUUUGGGUGUAAAUGGAUGGGGGUUUGCAUAUCAUUUUUUUCCCUGCAGUGACAGAAAACUUGUUUCCCUUCCCCUCUUCUCUUCUUUCCCUUAUCAAAACACUAAAGAAGCGCUCAGCAGUAAUAGCAACAAUCACUGUAGUUUGUCAACGAGAAGAAGCAUCAUCAUGGAAGAUAUUCUAGGAGCAGCCACCAACGGAAACAGUGUGCCGCCCAUUCCGGCUUCUUAUUAUGAAAAUUUCAUCGAAAGUCUAGCACAAAUCGUUUCUAAACUGUUGACAGAUCGAGAAACGGAAGCAGUGCUCUCAUCCAUUCGGUCAUUUCAAGAAAAACUCAAUCGAUUAAGCAGUCAAAACUUGAGACGACUUCAUCUCGACAUUACGGCAUCAGCAGAAUCAAAACCUAAUCUAUGUCAACAUCAGGGGAAAACCUGUACACAGAAUUGUACACGAGCCUUUUUGAAAACGUUCACCGUUGCUUUUGCAGUCAAGUAUUUAAUCGGUAUUUUACCAGCCCUUCUCUCUGGUAAACUAUUAAAGAGGCCCAGUAUUUUAAGGCAAAUGGCGGGAAGAGAUACAGCUUCUUUCGCCUUGUUUUUGAGCACUUUUAUCAGCAGUUACAAAGGCAUUUUAUGUUUAUUACGCUAUUACCGAAAGACCAACGAUCGAGCAUCCGAUCGGUUGAAUGCAUUUAUAGCAGGUAGUAUAGCAGGACUAGCGAUAGGCAUGGAUCGUGAUCAUCGUAGACGGCAAACAAUCAUGCUGUAUCUUCUUACACGAGCCUUACAGUUCAGCGGUGCUUGGUUGAUGAUACAAUGGAGUAAGAAACGAAAAGAGGAUCACCCACACGAGACAAGAUGGGACGAUAAGCUGGCCUAUGGGCUCGAAAAAUACGCAGGUGUGAUUGUCAUGAUGCUUGCCAAUACACAGAUUAUUUAUGCGUUCUUGUUCAACCAAGACACGUUGCCCAAAUCCUAUCUUGAUUUCUUGCUCACCCAUAGCGGCUUAAAGAAGGAUUAUCACGGCAUGGCGGGUCGCGUUGCUGAUGCUGUUGGUACAACGGUACAUCAGCUCGUGGAAGAGGAUGCAUCCAUUUUUGUCCCCAAAGGAGUGUCAAGUCGCGACUGCGUCUCCAACUAUGUAAGCCCAAAUAUCGGCAGUUUUAUACAUCCUAAAUCAAGGCAUCCGCUUAUAUUGUGCGGUGUCCAGCAUCCGCAUCAAGACAACUGUUGGAUACAUAAAACGCUGCUUUUUAAAGAUGAAAUGUUUCGAGCAUUGAAAUUAUAUGUUCCUCUCAACGUGAUUAUGCUGGCAGUAUUUAGACAAAAACAAUUAUUUGCAGACCCUGGAUUGACACUGCAAAAAUUCACCAUUUCUUGUUUCAGAUCAGCGCUCUUUCUCACCAUGUAUGUUGUCAGUGCUAUGUCAACACCAUGCGUUCUUCGUCGACUGACAGGAACAGAACGACCUUGGAUGUAUGCGGCUACAGGUACAGUGGCUGGCAGUAUGGUUUUUAUUGAAGCAGCAGGUCGUCAGUUAGAAUUGGGAUUGUAUUGCCUUCCAAGAGCUUUGGAAACACUAUGGAAGACGCUUUUGAAGAACGGAAAAGUCAAAAGGAUACCAAACGGAGACAUCUUUUUGUUCAUGCUGUCCAUGGGUACUCUAAUGACGUUAUAUCAAAACGAUAAAGAUACAAUACAUUCACAUUAUUUGAGUGUCAUGACACGUUUUUUUGGUCAAAACUGAAUAAAGAAAAGAGAAUUGAAAAAAAAAAGAAAUGUUUAUAAAGAAAAAAGGGGCGGGGG